Molecule: messenger RNA, 7348 nt
Organism: Fukomys damarensis (Damara mole-rat)
Lineage: Eukaryota; Metazoa; Chordata; Mammalia; Rodentia; Bathyergidae
Gene: Ank1
Product: ankyrin 1
Exons: 45
Coding region: 266-6133 (1955 amino acids)
Biological process (GO): signal transduction
Molecular function (GO): protein binding
Source: RefSeq, a predicted model, not a curated record
GUUUCUAACUCAGAAUCGAUUGUCACUCUUUUUAAACCAUCUGGACCAUUUAAAAGUUGUUUCCCAUCAUGGUGAAUGCAUUUAUCGUCUUAGUAGCAGCUUGCAAGUGUGUGGUUUGGCAGUGCUGACACGUUCCUGUCGUCCUGGAGCCUUCCCGCUGCCCAUCUUCAAAAUGCUCCUCAUCUUGCCAAGAUGAUAAAGUUCCGUCCCUAUUAAACAACAGCCCCAGCCUCCCUCUGCCGCCCUUGUCUCCCACUCUCUAGGAAUGAGACACAGAAGGCCUGUAGACCCCUCAGUGUUUGUCCCUUUGGGACUGGCUCUUUCCUGUCACCUGUGUCCUCGUGGCUCACCUGUGCUGCAGAGAAAUGCCAGUAGCCUCGCACCUGCAGACCUGCGGACACUGAGCCUAACGAAUGGCCUGAAUGGCUUGCAUCUGGCCUCCAAGGAAGGCCACGUGAAGAUGGUGGUUGAACUUUUGCACAAAGAGAUCAUUCUAGAAACAACAACGAAGAAAGGGAAUACCGCUCUGCACAUCGCUGCCCUCGCUGGCCAGAACGAGGUGGUCCGGGAGCUGGUCAACUAUGGCGCCAACGUCAACGCCCAGUCCCAGAAAGGCUUCACACCCCUGUACAUGGCAGCACAAGAGAAUCACCUGGAAGUGGUGAAGUUCUUACUGGAAAAUGGAGCCAAUCAGAAUGUGGCCACAGAAGACGGCUUCACUCCACUGGCCGUGGCUCUGCAGCAGGGUCACGAGCACGUGGUGGCCCACCUCAUCAACUACGGAACAAGAGGCAAGGUGCGGCUCCCCGCCCUGCACAUCGCGGCCCGCAACGACGACACUCGGACGGCAGCCGUGCUGCUGCAGAACGACCCCAACCCAGACGUGCUCUCUAAGACGGGGUUCACCCCGCUCCACAUCGCCGCCCACUACGAGAACCUCAGCGUGGCCCAGCUCCUCCUGAACAGGGGUGCCAGCGUCAACUUCACCCCGAAGAAUGGCAUCACCCCACUGCACAUCGCCUCCCGCAGGGGAAACGUGAUCAUGGUGCGGCUCCUGCUGGACCGGGGGGCACAGAUAGAAACGAGGACCAAGGACGAAUUGACACCACUCCACUGUGCAGCUCGGAACGGGCAUGUGCGCAUCUCAGAGAUCCUGCUUGACCACGGGGCACCCAUCCAGGCCAAAACCAAGAAUGGCCUAUCCCCAAUUCACAUGGCGGCUCAGGGAGACCACCUCGACUGUGUCCGGCUUCUAUUGCAAUACAAUGCAGAGAUAGAUGACAUCACCCUGGACCACCUGACCCCGCUCCACGUGGCAGCACACUGCGGCCAUCACAGGGUGGCCAAGGUCCUUUUGGACAAAGGGGCCAAACCAAACUGCAGAGCCCUGAACGGCUUUACCCCCCUACACAUUGCCUGCAAGAAGAACCACAUCCGGGUCAUGGAGCUGCUGCUCAAGACGGGGGCUUCCAUCGAAGCAGUCACCGAGUCUGGCCUGACCCCUCUCCAUGUGGCCUCCUUCAUGGGCCACCUGCCCAUCGUGAAGAACCUCGUGCAGCGGGGGGCCUCCCCCAAUGCCUCCAACGUGAAAGUAGAGACCCCACUACACAUGGCAGCCAGAGCAGGGCACACAGAAGUGGCUAAAUAUCUGCUGCAGAACAAAGCCAAAGUCAACGCAAAGGCCAGGGACGACCAGACCCCCCUUCACUGUGCAGCUCGAAUUGGCCACACAAACAUGACACAGCUCCUGCUGGAAAAUAAUGCCAAUCCCAACCUGGCCACCACAGCCGGCCACACGCCCCUGCACAUUGCAGCCCGGGAGGGCCAUGUGGACACGGCCCUGGCCCUGCUGGAGAAAGAGGCGUCUCAGGCCUGCAUGACCAAGAAAGGAUUUACCCCUCUACACGUGGCAGCCAAGUAUGGGAAGGCACGGGUGGCCGAACUGCUGCUGGAGCACGGUGCCCAUGCGAAUGCUGCUGGCAAAAAUGGCCUCACACCCCUGCAUGUGGCUGUCCACCACGACAACCUGGACAUCGUGAAACUGCUGCUGCCCCGGGGCGGCUCCCCACACAGCCCUGCCUGGAACGGCUACACGCCCUUGCACAUCGCUGCCAAGCAGAACCAGAUGGAUGUGGCCCGCAGUCUGCUGCAGUACGGGGCGUCUGCAAAUGCAGAGUCGGUGCAGGGCGUGACUCCCCUCCACCUGGCUUCGCAGGAAGGCCACGCAGAGAUGGUGACACUGCUCCUCUCGAAGCAAGCCAACGGCAAUCUGGGGAACAAGAGUGGACUCACUCCCCUCCAUCUGGUGGCACAGGAAGGACACGUCCCAGUGGCAGAUGUGCUGAUCAAACAUGGUGUCACAGUGGAUGCCACCACCCGGAUGGGUUACACACCACUCCACGUGGCCAGCCACUAUGGAAACAUCAAGCUGGUGAAGUUUCUGCUGCAGCACCAGGCAGACGUCAAUGCCAAGACCAAGCUGGGGUACAGCCCCUUACACCAGGCGGCGCAGCAGGGACACACAGACAUCGUGACACUGCUGCUGAGGAGCGGCGCUUCCCCAAACGAGGUCAGCUCGAAUGGAACCACGCCUCUGGCAAUCGCCAAGCGUUUGGGCUACAUCUCUGUAAUAGACGUGCUCAGAGUCGUCACGGAUGAAAGCAGCCUAGUGUUAGCCGGUGAGAAGCCCCGGAUGAGCUACCCUGAGACUGUCGACGAGGUCCUGGACGUCUCUGAGGAUGAAGGGGAAGACCUCGUAGGCUCCAAGGCUGAGCGGCAGGAUUCCAGAGACGUGGAUGAAGAGAGGGAGCUACUGGACUUUGUGCCAAAGCUAGACCAGGUGGUGGAGUCCCCUGCCAUCCCGAGGAUCCCUUGCGUCACCCCUGAGAUGGUGCUGAUCAGGCCUGAGGAGCCGGAGCAGGCCUCUAAAGAGUAUGAUGAGGACUCGCUCAUCCCCAGCAGCCCAGCCACGGAGACCUCCGACAACAUCAGCCCAGUGGCCAGCCCUGUCCACACAGGAUUUCUAGUCAGCUUCAUGGUCGAUGCCCGGGGAGGCUCCAUGAGAGGAAGUCGCCACAAUGGCCUGAGGGUGGUGAUCCCGCCACGGACCUGUGCGGCGCCCACACGGAUCACCUGCCGCCUGGUGAAGCCCCAGAAGCUGAGCACACCGCCCCCACUGGCUGAGGAGGAGGGCCUGGCCAGCAGGAUCAUUGCCUUGGGGCCCACGGGCGCCCAGUUCCUGAGCCCUGUGAUUGUGGAGAUCCCCCACUUUGCCUCCUAUGGCCGAGGGGAUCGUGAGCUUGUGGUCCUGAGGAGCGAGAACGGCUCGGUGUGGAAGGAGCACAAGAGCCGCUACGGCGAGAACAGCCUGGACCAGAUCCUCGGCGGGAUGGAUGAGGAGCUGGGGAGCCUGGAGGAGCUGGAGAAGAAGAGGGUCUGUCGCAUCAUCACCACCGACUUCCCCUUGUACUUCGUGAUCAUGUCUCGGCUCUGCCAGGACUUCGACACCAUCGGGCCCGAGGGCGGCUCUCUGAAGAGCAAGCUGGUGCCCCUGGUGCAGGCAAUGUUCCCUGAAAAUGCCGUCACCAAGAAAGUGAAGCUGGCUCUGCAGGCCCAGCCUGUCCCAGACGAGCUGGUCACCAAGCUCCUGGGCAACCAGGCCACGUUCAGCCCCAUUGUCACUGUGGAACCACGGCGCCGGAAAUUCCACCGUCCCAUCGGACUUCGGAUCCCACUGCCUCCUUCAUGGACAGACAACCCCAGAGACAACGGGGAGGGAGACACCACCAGCCUGCGCCUGCUCUGCAGUGUCAUUGGUGGAACUGACCAAGCCCAGUGGGAAGAUAUCACGGGAACGACCAAGCUUGUGUACGCCAACGAGUGUGCCGACUUCACCACCAACGUCUCCGCCAGGUUUUGGCUGUCAGAUUGUCCAAGGACUGCAGAGGCUGUGAACUUCGCCACUCUGUUGUACAAGGAGCUGACCGCGGUGCCCUACAUGGCCAAGUUUGUCAUUUUCGCCAAGAUGAGCGACCCCAGGGAAGGGCGGCUACGGUGCUACUGCAUGACAGAUGACAAGGUGGACAAGACCCUGGAACAGCACGAGAACUUCGUGGAGGUGGCCCGGAGCAGAGACAUAGAGGUUCUGGAAGGGACACCCCUGUUUGCAGAACUUUCUGGGAACCUGGUGCCCGUCAGAAGGGCUGCCCAGCAGCGAAGCUUCCAGUUCCAGUCCUUUCGGGAGAACCGCCUGGCCAUCCCUGUGAAGGUGAGGGACAGCAGUCGGGAGCCAGCAGGGUUCCUGUCCUUCCUGCGAAAAGCAAUGAAGUACGAGGACACCCAGCACAUCCUCUGCCACCUGAACGUCGCCAUGCCCCCCUGGAGCAAGGGGACCGGAGCGGAGGACAGGAGGAGGACCCCGACACCCCUGACCCUCCGGUACAGCGUGCUCAGCGAGUCGGCACUCGGUUUCCCCAGCGGCACAGACGGAGCCGACCUGAAGGUGGCCAUCAUAACAGAGCACCUUGGCCUCAGCUGGGCAGAACUGGCCCGGGAGCUGCAGUUCAGCGUGGAGGAAAUCAACAGGAUCCGAGUGGAAAACCCCAACUCCUUGUGGGAGCAGAGCGCGGCCUUGCUGAGCCUCUGGGCUGCCCGGGAAGGCGAAAAUGCAAAAAUGGAAAACCUGUACGCAGCCCUGCGCAACAUCGACCGCAGUGAGAUCGUGAAUAUGCUGGAAGGCUCCAGCAGACAGAGCCGCCACCUCAAGCCAGACGGGCGCCAGGCCGAGCGGGACUACUCACUGUCGCCCUCUCAGAUGAAUGGUGCACUGGACAGGGAUCCCACCCUGGGACCACAGCCACUUUCCUGGGGACCUGAUUGCAACACCGCAGGCAUCAACGACCUGCCAGGCACUGUUCUAGGUGGAAGAGGGAAGUUAGAUCUCAAGGAGACAACAAAACAAAACAAAACUCCUCCUUCUAUCGGGAGAGCCUGUCAGUGGCUCUUAGACAGUUACUCCUCGCUGCAGGACGAGCUGCUGUCCCCUGCCUCCCUGCACUACGCGCUUCCCCCUCCACUGCACGGGGACCAGUACUGGAACGAGGUGGCCGUCAUAGACGCCAUGCCCCUGGCCACCAAGGAGCAUGAUGCCAUGCUGGAGAUGUCUGACAUGCAGGUGUGGUCUGCGGGCCUCACGCCCUCCCUGGUCACUGCUGAGGACUCCUCUCUGGAGUGCAGCAAGGCUGAGGACUCUGACGCCACACAAGAGUGGAAGUUGGAGGGGGCACCCUCAGAGGAAUCACGGGGCCCCGAGCUCGGCUCUCUGGACCUUGUGGAGGACGACACAGUGGAUUCAGAUGCCACAAAUGGCCAUGCAGAUUUGCUUGGCCAGGAGGAAGGUCAGAGGUCAGAAGAGAAGAGGCAGGAGGACUGUGCAAGUGCAGGACAGGACUCAGAGAAUGAAGUGUCUCUUGUUGCAGGCCAGCAGAGGGUGCGAGCUCGAACCACAGUCUCGCCCUCCGUGAGUCGGUUGCUGGAGAGGAACCAGGACAGACCACAAGACUGGGAUUCAGAAGGCUCCAUUGCCUCCUACUUGCAAGACGCAGCCAGAGGCUCCUGGCCAGAGGAGGCCACGCAAGGCCCACGCUCAUUCCAGAUGACAGCGUCCACCACCCAAGGGUCAGAGCACGACAGGGCAUUGAUGUCUGCAGGCGAACACAGGUGGACAGCACAGCCUGAGCCCCAGAGCCCCCAGGCCAGCAGGGAAGGGGGGAUGCGGGCAGCCAGGAGCACCUUCCUGCAGGUGGGACAGGGCAAUGAGCUUCAGAAUAUUCCAGGGGAGCAGGUGACAGAGGAACAAUUCACAGAUGAGCAAGGCAACUUUGUCACCAAGAAGAUCAUCCGCAAAGUUGUUCGGCAGAUAGACUCAUCUGGUGCCGACGACACCCAGGAACACGAGGAGGUGAUUGUUGGGAGUCCCCUGGAGGACACUAGUGUGCUGGAAACCGACCCCGAUUUCAUUACAAAACUUGACAAGGUGGAGGUGAGAGGGAGUGGCCUACAGCCGGACCCGAUAGAGGGCAGAAAGGGGGCUCAGAUAGUGAAGCGGGCCAGCCUGAAGCGGGGCAAACAAUGAUCUCAAGCCUCUCUUCUUGGAGCAGCCUCUCAGGAGGAUCACACCUCAACACCCAACCCCUGACUCCACACAGUCUGCCACGCACACAGGAGGAGCGCUGGACUGGAGGCGACGGGCUGCCCAUGCCCCGCUAGGCUCUGGCACGAGCUCUGUGAGGGACCCCUUUCGUCUCCUGCCGCAUGACACUGGCUGUAGACUCUGCAUGACCUACAGUCCGCAAUCCUGCCCUAGCGACCCCGGAUCUGUCAGCAAGGGGAGGGGAGAGGGGAGAGAAGGGACAAUCAGCGCAAGAGAGAGCACAUGAGAGGGAGCGCGAAUGCAAAGGGCUCUUUUGUGGCUGGGGAUGGUUUGGGGUUUUUUAAAAAAAUUAUUUUGAUUUUUGACUUCGUACAGGGUACUAUUUUUCAACUUCAUCUGUAAGAAAUCUAUGUGGGCUUCCUGGAAAGAAGGAAAAGCUAGGCAUGAAAUCAGUUUAGCACCUUGAUGUCCGUGGCCAUCAGCUCUCUCGGACCACACUCACCUCCACCCCCUCUGCCCAGGGGCAGCCCCAGAGCCUACAGACCUCUGGGAUGGGAAUUGUCCAGUGUGCAGCCUACAGGCUGAUUUCACUGUGGCCUCUGAAGCCGUGUACACUUCCCCGUGGACAAACUGGGAUUUUUCUACUCUCCCCCUGCUGCCAGUUUCAGUAUUAAUUAUCUUCUAAUGGAAAAUCAUCACCCUGAGCUUGAGUUGGGGUACCUUGUGUUAGGCACUUAGGAGUCAGAGGCGGGACCCCAGUCUUAGCUGAGGGCUCAGAGUAGCUAGGGCCCCAUGCAGAAGGUCUCAGCGGGAGAAGGGCCAGUGGCCGCCGAGACCGCACCAGCAUGGCCAUAAAGAAGAGGUUUUCUAUAUCUGCAAGCACUUCUAUCGUAGUCCGUGUUCCAAGUAUAAACUGUACAGUAAUCAGCCUUGUGUAUAUGAAAAACAAUAAAUACUAUGCAAACCACUAGAAACACUUAGCAGUACGUGCGAAGCACUUAACAACAGCUCAGCUCCCAAGACUUCUCCAGCCUGCGGGGAAGGAGCUACAGGCUGUCUUUCAGUGAAAGCAGGAGGGUAGGGCUAGGGAAUGUAGCCGCCCGUUCCCAGCCGCCGGGCCACCGAGGUCUCCCGGAGCCAACUUGGUGCUCAAGCGCAGGCAGCCGGCGGGCUAGGCAGGGGUGCGGUCCGGCGGAG